Schistocerca serialis cubense is the source of this 1629-nucleotide messenger RNA. RefSeq names its product modular serine protease-like. Gene Ontology annotation, molecular function: serine-type endopeptidase activity; protein binding. The record is from RefSeq and is a predicted model, not a curated record. Lineage: Eukaryota; Metazoa; Arthropoda; Insecta; Orthoptera; Acrididae. Gene Ontology annotation, biological process: proteolysis. The coding region runs from base 1 to 1629 and encodes 542 amino acids. The transcript has 10 exons.
AUGGACCUCCGACGAGGGCAGUUAUGUGCUCUAUCUCUGCUGCUCACUGCCUUUUCAUCUAUAGCAGAAAAUUCUGUGUCCAGAGUAAAAAGACAGGACUGUGGAACACAAAACUUCCAGUGCCAGAAUGGAGAAUGCAUAGAACACUUCAAAAUUUGUGAUGGAACUGCUGACUGUUCAGAUAAAUCUGAUGAAAAUAAAGUUACUUGCAGAUGGAGGCGGUGCUCCUCUGAUGCCUUCUUCCGCUGUGCAUAUGGUGCCUGUGUUGAUGUGAAUGCAGCUUGUGAUGGUACCAUCCAGUGUGAAGGUGAUGGCUCAGAUGAAGCCCCUGAGCUGUGUGGAACAUCUCCAGCCCUCAAGUGCACACUUCCACUCAAACACAAAAAUGGUGGCUACAAAGUGAUUGGCUGUGACUCCCAAUUUUGUGGGUUUGCACCAGGAGCACAAGUACCUUCUGGCACACAGCUGGAAUUCUUCUGUGAUGAAGGAUAUCAUAUAAGUGGGCCCAAUGAUUCCUAUUGCCUUGAUGAGGCCUUUACUCCACCGCCACCAGUUUGUGAGAAGAAUAGGGAAUAUUCUACCUCCAGCACAUUAAAUCAUGGAAAGUGUCCUAGUCUUGCAUCAGAAUCAAUUUAUGCUGAAUGUUUCUAUGGUGAAUCAAGGUUCACUUGCGACUGGGCAGUUCUUCCUGGAACAAGAGCAGUUGUGGAUUGCAGGUUUUAUUAUACAUCAGCAAAUAGACUAAAACAGAAUCUGACAUGUGGACAUGAUGGUCGGUGGAAUAGUGAAGUGAAGAAAUGCAAUCCAGCAUGUGGAAUGGUCCGACCUCAACACAUCCCUCUUAUAGCUGGUGGUGAAGCUGUGCAACACAGAGAAUUUCCAUGGCAUGUGGCAAUUUAUAAAAAUGUGGAAAAUAUUUACAAAUACAUUUGUGGUGGUUCUUUGAUUUCUCUUAAAUAUGUACUGUCAUCUGCUAUUUGCUUCUGGAACAAUGCAAAGUAUGUGAAAUAUCCUGAGGAGCUUUUCAGAGUAAUAGCAGGAAAAUUUCACAGUAGCUACACCACUAAAGAUCCUGGCCAACAAGAACGAGCAGUAAGGGCCAUUGAUAUCCCUCAAAGUUUCCUGGGGUCAGCAACGGCAUUUCGUGAUGACAUAGCAGUACUGACAGUGGACUUCCCAUUUCAGCUAACAGAGAUGAUUAGUCCUGUGUGUGUGGACUGGGAUGAUGUUUACGAUGUUGGACCAGGUGAUAAGGGACAUGUUGCAGGCUGGGGUGUGACAGAAACAGGAGAACCAAGUGAAGAACUGCGUUCUGCAGAAUUUCCUGUAAUUGCGUAUAAUGAAUGUCUCAAGACAAUUAAACCAAACUAUCGUAUCUACUUUGGACAUGAUAAGAUCUGUGCUGGACACAGGAAUGGGACAACUGCAUGUAGAGGAGACAGUGGGGGAGGGCUCACCUUCAUACAUGAAAUCAAUCCCUUACCGCCUUCAAGUAAGUCUUAUUUUGUGCAGGGAAUUGUUAGUGCAAAUGGACGUCCGAGUCGACGUGGUGCUUGUAACCUAGAAGACUAUGUUGCAUUUACAAAAGUGUCAGAAUUUAGAAGUUUUCUUAACAAAUACAGAGAGUAA